Molecule: messenger RNA, 885 nt
Organism: Neoarthrinium moseri
Lineage: Eukaryota; Fungi; Ascomycota; Sordariomycetes; Amphisphaeriales; Apiosporaceae
Exons: 4
Coding region: 1-885 (294 amino acids)
Biological process (GO): endoplasmic reticulum to Golgi vesicle-mediated transport; retrograde vesicle-mediated transport, Golgi to endoplasmic reticulum; intra-Golgi vesicle-mediated transport
Cellular component (GO): COPI vesicle coat
Molecular function (GO): protein binding; structural molecule activity
Source: RefSeq, a predicted model, not a curated record
AUGGACCCCUACAGCGCCGAGGGCGAGCUCGUCAACAUCCACAACCACUUCCACCAGGGCCAGUACCAGGAAGUCGUCGAUUUCGACACCUCCGCCUUCUCAGCCGAGAAUGCCCUGCCAGCCCGCGUCCUCGCCCACCGCGCUCGCAUCGCCCUGGGCCAGGCCGAUGAUGUGAUCGCAGACGUCCAGGGCGAGUCGGAACCGGAGCUAGCCGCCGUCGGUGCGCUGGCUCAGUUCAGCCUGGGCAAGACCGAUGAGGCGGUCAAGACGAUCGAGGAGCUCGCGAGCUCGGCGGGCGACAACGCUGCGGUGCAGGUCAUGGGAGGCACAGUCCUGCAGGCAGCUGGCAGGAGCGAGGAGGCGCUGGCACUGUUAUCACAACAUUCCGGCAACCUUGAUGCGGUCGCCUUGAUCACACAGAUUCACCUCGAGCAGAACCGGACAGAUCUUGCGCUGAAGGAAGUCAGGGCGGCGCGGAGCUGGGGCCAGGACAGCCUCUUGGUCAAUCUGGCAGAGUCUUGGGUGGGCGUAAGAGUGGGCGGUGAUAAAUACCAGCAGUCUUUCUACGUCUUCGAGGAGUUAGCACAAGCGCCGGCAACGUCGUCCACGUUAUCCCUGGUUUCACAAGCAGUCUGCGAGCUUCACCUGGGACGAGUCGAGGAGGCCCAGAGUGCGCUCGAGCUGGCCAUUCAGAAGGAGCCCGAGUAUGCAGAGGCUAUUGCCAACCUCCUGGUGCUCACUGUCGUUAUCGGAAAAGACCCGACGGACCUCAAGGCAGCCCUCCAGAAAGCUGCCCCGUCGCAUCCUUUCCUGACCGAUCUGGAAGAGAAGAGUGCUCUUUUCGACAAGGCUGCGGCCAAGUACAGCCCCAAAGUGUCGGCAUAA